Molecule: messenger RNA, 660 nt
Organism: Vanderwaltozyma polyspora DSM 70294
Lineage: Eukaryota; Fungi; Ascomycota; Saccharomycetes; Saccharomycetales; Saccharomycetaceae
Gene: ERV2
Product: flavin-linked sulfhydryl oxidase
Exons: 1
Coding region: 1-660 (219 amino acids)
Cellular component (GO): mitochondrion
Molecular function (GO): flavin-dependent sulfhydryl oxidase activity; flavin adenine dinucleotide binding
Source: RefSeq, a predicted model, not a curated record
AUGAAACUUAAAAUUAGUAGAAGAGUAGCAAUACUUUUACGUAUAGUGAUUAUAUUACUAUUGAUUAGUAUUUGGAUAUUUUUCUCAUCACCAGAACUUUCAUAUGUUAAAAAUGUUGAUCCAGCAGUCGUUGUAACAUCUAAUGAGAACGAAAAAUUAGGUGAAGAUGUUGGUAAGCAAGUUGUAGUAACUGAAGAGACAGGACCUGAAGUUAUUGGGAAUCAAGGUAAGAAAAUUAGUGAAGAUAAAAAAAUUGAUGGUAUAAUAAUGCCAUCGAUGCCUGAUCAAGAGAGUAAAGAAGCUCUUGGACGAGCCUCGUGGAAAUAUUUCCAUACAUUGCUAGCGAGGUUUCCUGAUGAACCAAGUGAGGAUGAAAGAAGUAAAUUAAGUAUGUUUAUUAAUUUAUAUGCUGAAUUAUAUCCUUGUGGAGAGUGCUCUAAGCAUUUUCAAAAGAUGAUCAAGAAAUAUCCGGUUCAAACCUCUAGUAGAACCUCAGCAGCACUAUGGGGAUGUCAUAUUCAUAAUUUAGUUAACAAACAUUUAGAAAAACCUGAUUAUGAUUGCAGUACCAUCUUAGAAGAUUACGACUGUGGAUGUGGUGAUGAUAAUAUUAAACUUAACAAAGUGUCAAUAAAUAAAGAAGAAAAACAAUUAGGAUAA